This is a messenger RNA of Aspergillus wentii DTO 134E9, 1871 nucleotides long. RefSeq names its product gluconeogenesis factor YvcK family protein. NCBI's taxonomy places the organism in Eukaryota, Fungi, Ascomycota, Eurotiomycetes, Eurotiales, Aspergillaceae. The record is from RefSeq and is a predicted model, not a curated record. The coding region runs from base 277 to 1806 and encodes 509 amino acids. The transcript has 3 exons. Gene Ontology annotation, molecular function: LPPG:FO 2-phospho-L-lactate transferase activity.
CAAACCUCCGCAUCUCUUCACUCAACCAGCAACAACCACCUAAUAUCCACCAUAUAAAGGCUUAAUUCAUCCAGACCUGUGGAUGCUGCCCUGACUUGUGGCUUUCGUGGCUUUUCCGAGACAUGUGUCAUCGUCGCUUGGCUGUCGUUUCCAUGGUUUUAUGAGGCACCAUACGACUUUUUUUCACCACUCAUUUCCUGAGCUAUCUACAAUAUUAUCUUUAUUGUCUUCACUAGUUGUUCGCUCAUUGAACUUUCCGGUUUAGACGUCGCCGAUAUGGCAUCAUCGACCUCACCAGCUCCAAAUAGGGGCAUCGUGGUUUUCUCCGGAGGAAGUGCCGCAAAUAAUCUUGUCGAUGUCUUCAGUGCUGUGCGAGAGAGCAAGCACUGUCCAUUGAGCUAUAUUAUUCCCAUUAGUGACAAUGGAGGGUCCUCGUCUGAGUUGAUAAGAAUAUUUGGGGGCCCUGGGAUCGGCGACGUGAGAAGCAGAUUAGUUCGUCUUAUUCCAGAUUCGCCUCCAAACUCUGAACGGGCGGCUGUCAAGGCACUCUUUAACCAUCGACUCCCUGCUGAUGCCUCUGCUGCUCAUCAAGCAUGGCAUGCCAUUGUGGAUGGCACGUCGGAUGCUUGGAAGUCCAUCACCCCAGCAAAGAAAGAGCUGAUCCGGUCGUUCUUUAAUUUACUCAAUCUAGAGAUCUUGAAACGGGCGCGACCUCCAAGCUCGACAUUUGACUUUACCUCGGCUAGUGUGGGCAACCUAUUCCUGACGGGUGCACGGCUGUUCAGUGGCAGUUUCGAGAGUGCCAUCUAUUUGCUAGGCAGUAUGUGUGGCGUACCCUCGGAUGAUGUUCGCGUCAUUCCUGCUAUCAAUUCAAACUUCUCCCACCACAUCUCCGCCUCCCUCGCAGAUGGGACCGUCAUCGUUGGCCAAAACAGUAUCUCCCACCCCAGUGAAGCUACAGCUAUGCCGAGGAAAGCUGGCUCCAGACGUCCCAGCUUGCUUCUUGCGGACGGGGAUGAUAUCGAAGAUACGGAUUCUGAGGCCGUUGACAUGGUCCCGUAUGAGGACGACCAUCUCCCUGGCUCUCUUCCCACUUUGCGCAAUAAGAAUAUCUCCUUUAGCAAGACAGAAAAUGAGGACCUCCCAUCCCGUAUCACCCGUAUCUGGUACAUCAACCCUUACGGCCAGGAGAUCCGGCCACCAGCCAACCCCCGUGUGCUCGAGUCUCUUCGCGAAGCGCAAGCAAUCAUCUACAGCAUCGGCUCUUUAUACACCUCAAUUAUCCCCUCAAUGAUUCUGCAAGGUGUAGGUCGAACUAUCGUGUCAAGUCCCGCGCGCCAUAAGAUCCUGAUCCUGAACGGAUCUUUGGACCGUGAAACAGGGCCUCCAUCCGAACCCUUCACAGCGUCCGAUUUCGUCGAGGCUAUUACCCGUGCCGGGGAAGAAAGUCGAGGACGAGGGCCUUCGUCUCCGAAUAAAAACGUGCGAAAUAAUCCUCUCCCAUAUAAUUCCUACGUCACUCAUAUUCUGCAUUUGGAUGGUCCUGGGACACCCUGUGUUGACAGGGAGCGCUUGGCUCAGAUGGGAAUUGAGACAGUCCGUUUGUACGGACCGAAAAUAAUAGUGAAGGAUGGGGAUACGGAAAUUGCAGUUGGGAUGAAGUAUGAUCCAAGAGCCCUUGUGCAAGCCCUUGAGAUUGUGCUGGGCAAAAAGGGCGAUGGGAUGCUUCGAGGGGGAGAUGGAAAUGGAUUGAGUAGGAGAAAUACCUUAGACAAUGGCAGGAAAGAGGGGAAGAUGAAAUCUUAACAAACUACCCAAGAAUAAUAGUCAUAGAAAUCGAAUAAUUGUUAAUUCAGUAUGGUCUCUUGAUG